Linum trigynum is the source of this 6444-nucleotide messenger RNA. The record is from the annotation of a GenBank genome assembly. Lineage: Eukaryota; Viridiplantae; Streptophyta; Magnoliopsida; Malpighiales; Linaceae.
CGUAGAUUUGGGUGUGGAGUUCAUGCCUUUAGAUUUUCUCAUUUUCUCUAUAGUAAUUUUCAAUUUCCUGUUCUUAGGACAAAAAGAAAAUCAAAAGUCUCUUGGUAUAGUGGGUACUAUUCCUGAGACGAGGAUUAACCUUGUGGUGAACCUCGUUAAAAAUCCCGAUGUCCCUUAAUUUUCUGCACUUCUCUUCUUACGUGCUUUCUUUUCUCCUAGUAGAGGUGGGAAUUGGAUCGGAUUCGUGGAUUCGUGGAUCGAAUCCAAAUGGAUUCAUGGAUUCGUGGAUCGGAUCCAAUGGAUUCGUGGAUUCGUGGAUCGGAUCCAAUAGAUUCUUGGAUUAAACUUCCCUCGUUCAGGGGUUAUGGAGAAAGCUAUAAUCCAAAAGGCUGAAACUGUGUGCCUGUCUGCAAAAUGGAAAGAACGACGUCCCAUUCCAGACCCUAAGUACAAUACAAGCUGAAAGUGACAAACUGUUGUCAUAUCUACAACUUCCUCUUCUCCGAAGCUCAUCUCAUGUAUGCAUACUCUUUUUGACCCGUAGCAGUCCAUCUCAUAUAUUUAUCAAAAUACCCAUUAAUCUUGUUUCUUCUUCCAACCACCAACAAUAUGUCUUGCCAAAAUUUAUUGGAGAUGCUACUUUCAGUGAAAGAACCAAUUUUGAUGUUGGUCCUCUUAACAUUCACAAUGCAAAAAUGAUAACAAAUAAUGAAGAGGAAGAAAGCUUGGAGUCUACUACAUGAAACACAAUAUAUCAAAUUUUCACACAGGAGUAGAGCUAAAAGUCAUUGAAGAUGUUCCGACCGCCUUUGAAAUUUCCACCUCGAGUCCAUUAUCACGAUCAUCACCUUCAUCAAGCAAUUCAAAUGUUACUAAAUAAACUGUAUUAGAUUAAAUUAUUAUCAAAUAAACUAUAUCUUUAAUUAGCUUACUUGGAAAUCCAUAUAGCCAAUUGUGUGUGGUAAUCAAAGCUUCGGCAUUUUUCAGGCAAAAGAGAGCUUCGCAAGUUGCUUAGAACUCUACCUCCCAUACUGAAAGCCGACUCUGAAGCUACAGUAGUGAUAGGAAUGCUCAAAACAUCUCUAGCCACACAAGCAAGCUGUGGGAAUCGAGAUUCAUUCGUCUUCCACCAUAAAAGAACAUCCAACGGUUGUUUGCGAUUGAGCCUUUUACAAUCCAGAUAUUCAUCUAAUUGUGUCCUAUCACUCAAGAAUUGAAUUUCCCCAAAUGAAUCGAACUCCUGUGAAACAAAAACUCAUUUUAGUAAUACAAAUGCAUUAAGAUAAAGAUAAUUAGAAAAGUAAAUUUACUUACAUCCAUAUCAUCUUCAUAGCUUAUAUCUUCAUCAAUAGACUCAGCAAGUGAUGAUGAUUGAUCAGUAGAGUCAUUGUACUCCUUUAAUAGAUCACAUAUCUUUCCUCGACGCUCAAGACAUUUUGUUUUAGCAACAGCUUGACCAUAUAGCUUCUCAUAACAAAAUUUCACAAAACCAACAUAUACCGUGGAUCAAAGACCACAACUAUGGACAAAAUUGUACUGUAGGACUCCCAAUACUUAUCAAACUUGCCAUUCAUCGCUAGAGCCAUACGACAAAUAUCACUAUCCUCACUUUCACAUGCAUUCAUCAACCGCAUUUGAAUCCUCCACACAUUACAGAAAUACAGGUUAGAAGUAGGAUAAGGGACCCCAGAAAAAAGCUUCGUGAUGUCAUUAAAAUGCUUCAAAAUCUUGGUGAUUUUCUCAAUCUUGUCCCAUUCUACAUCUGACGAGCAUCUAUCAAAAUUUCUGUCAACCAACUUCAUAUGUUAAAAAGCACGAUGAUAAAGAUCCGCUCUUUCAAGCAUCAUGUAUGUAGAGUUCCAUCUGGUUGGACAAUCUAACCAUAAUCCUUUUGAACUCAGAAGAAUGCUUCUCUUUGCACAAUCUUCAAAAACUAUCCUUCGAGAUUCAGACCCCUUGACAUACUUCACUCUCCCUAAUAACAUCUAUAGAUGAACGAAUCUCUUUUAAUCCUUCGUUCGCAAUCAGGUUCAAAACAUGAGCACCACAACGAAAUGAAAAUAAUCCCCAUUACCUACUGAUGUCCCAUCUUCUUUCAAUUGGUCGAGUAAAAGACCUUGCAUGACAUCAUUGCACCUAGCAUUGUCCAAUGUAAUCGAGAAUAUUUUCUUCUCAAUUUGCCACUCUCUCAACAAAUCAUAUAUUGCAUGGUACAAAACAAUAGCAGAAUGUGGAGGAGGAACAUGAAAAAAACUUAGGAUCUUAGUAUUUAACUUCCAAUGAGAAUCCACAUAAUGUACCGUCAAACAAAGAUAGGCUUCAGUAGCACAAGAAGUCCACAAAUCACAAGUCAAAGAAAUCCUACCAGGAACCCCACUCAAAAGAGCUUCCAGCUUCUCUUUUUCCCUCUUAUGAAUCUUCAAACAAUGAGACUUAGCAGUGUUCCGAGUAAAUGACUUGAAAUCAUCAUUUAAAUAAGCCAUCAACAUUCUGAAGUCCACCAUGCUCAACAACUGAAAAUUCAUAUCCAUGUUUUAUUAUAGCCAUAGCCAUUAGCUCCUUAAACUCAUUUUGAACUAUUGUCUUUGACUUUCCAGCACUAGGUAUAGGCACUUCGAUUGCUUUUUUUGCCAAUUUUCCAACACACUUAUGGAUAUGGCGAGAGGGAUUAGAAAUACCUUUACCAUCCACAUAACUCUUUGGACAAUUCUUGCAUUGUGCUCUUGGUACCUUGUCGGGAAAGUGAUUUGCGGAAAUAAAAUCGAAAUCUGCCCACACCUUGGAAGUUCUUUUUCGCUUUUUAUAACCACAUGUACGAUCUGUAGACGUAGACAUCGUUGCUACAUCAUCAUCACCACCAUCACUACCAUCCCUACCAUCACCAAUUUCCAUGGUAUUUCUUUCUUGUGUUGACAUCCUGAAAUCAAUCCAUGUAAUGAAAUCACAAUUAAAUGAAAUUGUAACCAACUGAAACAAGAGGAAAUGAAAUGAAAUGAAAUCACAAUCAACUUAAUCCUUAUCCAAAGCAUAAGCAUAAGCAAGAGAAGGACAUAAAGCACACAGUCAUUAGGGUGAAGACAAAUUACCUACAAUAUCUUGCUCAUAGUGAAUUGUUUCCAUUAGCCAGGUAACUUGUGACAACUAAGUUUUGUUGCUAAACAAACACAUUCUGAUGGUUCCAAAACUGACCAAAUAUUCCUGAAAAACAUCAUGGGAAAAAAGAACUCGGUUUAUUAUUUGUUGUUUAUUCCCUUCCAAUUCCAGGGAGGACAAAGAGAAGAGAUAGUAAACCGUAAAAUAGCUUACCUAACAAACUUGUCCCUUUGACCAAGCAGCUACCAGGUCUUUACCCCAAUCUUCGGAGCUCUAUACAUCACCUGCAAGUUAGUAAGAAAUGGAUUUCGAUUAACUUAUGAGAAAAAAUGGUAAAUUGUAUCCUCUUUUCUAUGUCCUAAUUUCACAUCCAAACUUAAAAGUUUUUCAUACAAUCAUGUCUACUAUAACAUGAUUCACUAAACUGGAGAAUCACAGAUAACAUUCCUACGCCAGUAUGAAUAACUACAUGAUCAUGGUAUUUCUUUCUCUUUGUAUAAGUUAUAGCAACCUAGGACAUGGGAACCAACUAAAGAAGAUUCAAGUUCCAUAACCAUAAAUCCCUAAACAGAGAGUGUAAGAUUCUCAGCAAAAGUAACUUAAAAAAUAAAGGGCAUGGUUCACCCUGCCAACAACAACAUCGCCCGGUUUUCUACUUCUUCAAUAAGGCAGCACAAGGAAUCAACUAAAGAAGCAAUUGAAACCGAUAGUAAAGAGGAGCCUCACCUCUCUGGUGCUUAUAUCCGUAGUCUUGUCAAGCAAUUCCAAAGAUCUUUCUCCUCCGGUUGCUGCCAAUUUGGAUAGAGGAUGGUUAAGUGGUGGUGAAAACCAGCAAGCCCAGAUUCCAAACUAAGCUGAACUUUCAGUAUUUUGAUCAAUCCCAAAAAAUAAGAUUACGCAAGAAAGAAAGGGCGCUAGGGUUUCGCUGAAGAUCAUCAAGGUAAGAAAAGGCGCUUGGAGGGAAAAUCAAGGCCAAACUCCAUAGUCAUCUCGAUCCGCAGGUUGCAUCUUAUCGGUUAGUCCAGCUUCAUCAUCUGCACAAGGGUCGAUUUCGCACGAUGGGUUCUCAAAUGGAAGAGCCAAGCAGUGGAGAUUUCGUCGGCGCUAGAGGAGGGUUCAAUUCGCAGGAUGGUUUCACAAAUAGAAGGGCCAGGCAGCGGAGAUUUCGCCGGAGCUGGAGGAGGGUCGAUUCGCAGGAUGGGAGUUGCGAUGUUGGGUCUGAUUCAGACUCAGGGGAGAGGAACAUAUUGGAGUUGUUCAAUCACAGAGGAGGGAAAGAAGAUUCGAUUGGGACGGCGGCAGGAUGGAUUUGGACAUGGAGAGCAGGCGGUGGAGAGGUCGUCGGCUCUGCUCUUCAGAGAGGUCGCCGGCUCUGCUCUUCGUCGUCGCCUCGUCGGAGAGAAUUUUUUUAUGGGAUCGGAGAGAAUAUUUAGAGUAGGAGUCGACAGUACUAAAAGUCUAAGAGCAGGGGGUUUUUUCAUAUUAGGAUAUAUUAUAAAAUGAUUAAAGAAAAUAAUAUGUGUUAAUGGAUUGGUGGAUCAAUCCAUUAAUCCAUGAGUCCAAUCCACCAAUCCAUGAAUCAAAUGGAUAUGGAUAUAAUGGAUUUGGACCAACUUAAAUGGAUUUGAUUGGAAUGGAUAAAUGGAUUUGGAUCUCACUUGCCACCUUUAGCUCCUAGUCCUAUGUUUCUCUCUUCUAGUGAAAUAGUUUGGUUGUUCUGAAGAACUUCACAACUAGUGUUGUUGGCCCUGAAAAACGAGAUUCUUUAGGCCUCCGUUAAUACAAUGUACCGGUUCACCACUCUUUAUAGUGACUAGGCCGUAUAGGUUGUGUUCAUCCCAUUACCAACCUCACUGUCUUUCAGAAAAGUGAAUCGUCACUCCAUCGUCAACUCCUUGUUUCUUUUCCCUUAUUAUUCACCAUUCUUUUAGUCUUCCUUAUUCAUUUGGUCUAACAAACCCUAGAGUUUUAAUUAAUCUCUUUUCGUCUCUCAAUUGGUAUCAGAGCUUCCACUUGAAGGAGUCACUACUGCCAAGGAAGAUCCUGUCAAUGGCUUCCUCAACCUUUGGACAUGCGUCCUAGUCCUACAACCAUCCUGUCAUUUUCACUGGUUCGAACUAUACAUCAUGAAAGAAAAGAAUGAAGACAUUUCUUUGGGGAUUUGACGAAGAUCUCUGGACUUUUGUUCAUGACAGACCAGUAGCAAUGAAUGUCGAAGAGCAAAAUCUCUUGUCAAUGCACACACUCCAAUCAGCCAUGGCUCCUGACGAGGACGAUAAAGUGGAGCAGUGUGAAACUGCUAAGGAAAUUUGUCGGUCCCUCGAGAUUACUUAUACAAGAACCUCUAGCAUCAAAGAGACUCUCAUCAAUUUUGCAGGUGCAUGAAUACAAGUGCUUCGACAUAAAUCCAGGUGAGGGCAUCCACAAAAAAGUACUCUCAGUUCACUAUUUUAUUAAAUGAAGUCAAGGGUCUAGGGAAAAUGUUUCUUCCCAAAGAUCUAAAUCGAAAAAUCUUGAGAUCUUUGCCUAAAGACUAAAGAGUGGUUACCUAAGAAAACAGCUAUUGGAGAAGUAUGAAAUCUAACUACUUUUCAUGGUGAUGAAUUGAUUGGCUCGCUGUUAAGUAACGAGCAUGUCACUAAGCAAGUAGGAAAAGAUGACGAGAAGCAUAAAAUAUCUCUAUCUUUUAAAUCAUAUAUAUGUUACAGAGUAUGAAUCUGAUAAUGAACAAGAUUUUGAUAGGAAAUUUGUUUUGGUUAGCAAUAAGCUCCACACUUGGUAAAGUACAAUAAUGAACAUAAACAUAGACCACAUGAUAGUCAUCGAAAAGACUAUACUACUCGUACUAACUCUUUUGACAAAGUUAAAAGCUCGUUCCAAGAUAUGUUGCGUUCCUAGCUGAUUAAACAUUUUGAUGCAGGAAACCAGGUAAAGGAAAUACAACGAUAUUACAAGUGUGGAAAACCUGGCCACAUUUAAUUGUCCCUUCACCUUGAAGGCAAAAGAAAGGAUGAAAUCCUCUUGGAGAUAUUAUGAUUUUGAGGGAGAAGAGGGACAAGGAGAUGAUUCAGAUGAGGAUGCCUACAUGGCAUGACCCAUCCGACGUAGUUAGAUUUCAUAUCAACUGCAAAAUUCAGUUCAAAACAUCUAUUUUUCUAGGAAUAUAAAAUUACCAAUGAAUUAUAUAUUUUUGUGUCCAAUUAUUGCAUAUUUUUAACACGUUAGACAAAUCUCAUAUCUACAAAGUACGGGGUAGAUAUAUGAUUCAUAAGAAACAUUCUCAAGCUUAACCGACAAGAUCCGUUUAUUUAUGAAAUGGAGGAGUUCUUGUAAGAAAUCUAAAGUUACACA